ACGGAAGUCCAGCAGUGCUCUCACGUUUUAUUUCAAUCAGCGGGCAUGUCUGAAAUUUCAGGGAAAUGUUCCACGUUUUGUUUGUUCCUUAAUUAAAACAGUUUUUCUUCUUCUGAGAAGUGAGAUGCUCAUUCCGAAACUUGUGACGCGGAAGGAUGUAGGCGAGUCUGAGCAGAGCGGUUUAUCUGGACAGAUGCAGGUUAUGUUAUUCUCAGACGUCUGAUAGAUUAACUCACACACUGUUCACUUUCUGUUUGUGAGGACGGACAAAAUUUUACCUUAAGAGCCUGCAGAAGAUCUCUGGUGAGCAUGAAAUGAGUCCACAUUUAACAGCCACGUGUCUUUUGUAGUUACUCAUUUUUGUAGUUUCAUGUCUUAACAGGUAGAUGUUUACUUAAAUAAAUUUUACAGCUUUUUUUUGUUCACCAGGACUUUCACAUUUGUCUGUGGAGAGAUGAUCCCACUCCUGUUACUGGUUGUUUUUAGUCUUGACAUUUGGUUUGAUAUGUGUUUGUGUUUUUUCAGGUUCACAGCAUCUUUAAAUCAUCAUGACAAUCCAGGCUGUCAUCGACUUUGCAGCUGGAGCAGUAGGUGAGUAAACACAUCUAUCUAUUUAAUUAAAAGUUUUUUUUUCCUCUCGGUUGUUUGCCAAAGAUAUCUACUGAACCAAACAAAAAUGGGUUUAUGUUUUGCUAAGUGACUCAGUAAUCAGCCUCCGCUCCAUUUACCAGAAGAGGAAAGUUUUGGUUUCACUCUCCUGAGGGUCUUCACUACAGAGGCGAUAGUCUGUGGGAGGUAGGGCUGGGCGAUGUGGACCAAAAGUCAUAUCCUGAUAUAUUUACGAUCUAUAUCAUGAUAUUCUUAUCGCAAAGUGAGAGCAAAUGUUUAGUAACAGUCAAAGCCAAAUAUAACAUGUCACAAGUAGUUCUAUUUAAACUGGCCAGAUGAAAUUAUGCUCAGCUGUUUAAUGAAAAAUAAAAUGUGUAACCACAGGAGUAACUUUUUUUUUUUUAAAUUGGAGCUCAAUAAGGUGCACAUUUAAAUGACAAAUAUAUCUUCAAUAAAAAUAUCCCAUAAAGUAAAAAAGGCCAAUCUUUAUGAGAAAAGCAUCAACAUUUUGACAACUAUAAAUGGCCAAUUAAAAUCAAAUUACAGAUUUUCUUCUCCUCUCUACCAAAUCCACAGAUGCAAACAUGAACACUACAAAAGAAUUAAACUUGACAAACCCUAGUAAGGGCAGCAUUUACACGUAUAAACAAAAUAAAGUGCUCAGUUUAAGAAAAUGCUUUUUAAACAUCCUGUUCUUUCUUUUUUACUUUAAUAAACAGUUAGUGGUGUUUUGAGGUAGACAUAUGAGGACAGAUAAGUGUGUCCUUUUUUUGAAGAUUUUGUGUGAGAAACACCAGCCUGUCAACAACAGUAACUGAUAUCUGUAUAUCGAUAUAUGCGUUACGGUCCAAUUCUAUAUCUCAUUUAAAAAUAUAUAGAUUUCUUAUAAUUGAUAAAUCGCCCAGUCCUAGUGUGAGGUGCAUUUUUAUCACUACAUAGUCAAUUAAAACCAUUAUUUUAUUCUUUGGGUGGAGUUUAGAAGUUUAAAACUCCGUUAUUGUGGUGCAAUAGCAUGUCUAUUUAGGAGAAAAUGAAAAUCACGAAUCGACAGAGAUCUCUGUUCUCUGUUUCUGUCGCCUCUGCUGUGAUAAGUCACACCUCAUCUGCUUCAGUUUCACAUUUGUUGUACUUCCUCUUCAGGUGGGACGGCAUGUGUCCUCAGCGGUCAGCCGUUUGACACCACAAAGGUGAAGAUGCAGACGUUCCCUAAUGCCUACCGUGGCUUCAUCCACUGCUUCACAUCCACCUGGAGACAGGUGGGGAUUCGUGGUCUCUACAAAGGCACAACCCCAGCACUCAUCGCCAACAUCAGCGAGAACGCCGUGCUCUUCUUGAGUUAUGGUCGCUGUCAGGACGUGGUCCGCUUCGUGUGCGGGAUGGACAAAGGCUCCAGUCUGAGGUUUGAAGCUCAGACCGUGACCUCUUACAUCGCUGGCUGUUGCGAUAGAGUUUGAGAAAUCUAAUUAGAGAGACAUGACGAAUAUUUCCGUGAAGUGAGAGUGAUGUUAUUCGGGUCAGCUUCAGUUGGACUUCUAGGAACUGUCAUGGUUAUAUGUAUUUUCUGCUUGUGUCAACAUUGUUAAAAGUUCUGAUCUCCACCCUGAUUUCACUUUUUUUCCAUGAACUUCUUCCUUUUUACACUCUAACCUCUACCUUUGAACUGAGUUAGUUUAUUGAGCUAUGAAUUUAACAACCCAAGGUUUUUGGGGGUGGAUUUCUAAAGAUCUGUCUUAAAGGUUUUUAUUGAAACCUUUAAGUUUGAAAAGAUUCACAUUGACACAAAAAUAACAAACGUCUGACACGGUAAAAAGCCAACAGAGCUGAGUGUUUACAUGUUUAUCGUCAUGCAAGUUCAUUAUUUUCUGCAGCAAUCUGAUGGUCAUUGCUCUUCUAAGUAUGCUGCAAGGUAUGUCAGGAAUUUCAAGAAUUCUCAUCGCACUUUGUAAUCCAAACCAAAAGUGAAAGACUUCUUGCAGAUCAUGUGAUAAGAGAACAAGUUUCCCUUGUGGUCAUUUCGAAAGUGAAUGCACGUUAACGGCUAAACUUGUAAACAUCCUCCGGACUAGGGUGUGACUUCCUUAUGCAUGCUCAAAACCUUUUGUUCUGUGUUAUUUUUAUCGUUCAGUGAUAUUCAGAAAGCCACCUCAGGCUCCAUGGCCUCCAUCUUUUCGGCCAUGGCUAUCUGCCCCACUGAGCUGGUGAAAUGUCGCCUGCAGGCCAUGCACGAGAUGGAGGCGAGCGGGAAGGUGGCGAGCGGGCAGAGAAGGUCUGUGGGAGCAUAAAGAGACAUUUGAGUUAAGUUCAGAUUUUCACAUGUUUGACCAUGCCUGUGUUGUGUUUUGUGUUUCCAGCACAGUGUGGACGGUCGUCAAGACGGUGCUGAAGAAUAACGGCCCCCUGGGUUUCUACCAGGGACUGUCCUCCACCAUCGUGAGGGAGAUACCGGGUUACUUCUGCUUCUUUGGAGCCUAUGAGCUGUGUCGCUCCAAAUUCGCACAAUACUUUGGCACAGACAAAGAAAACAUUGGUAUGGUUUUAUCAUUUAUACACUUAUUUUAAGACACAUUUUUAACAUAAAUCGAUCCACAAACACUCGGGUCUUUGCAGGCAUCCUUCCUCUGAUGUUCAGCGGUGGAUUCGGAGGAGCUUGUCUCUGGAUUGUGGUCUAUCCUAUGGAUUGUGUGAAGUCCAGGAUCCAGGUGCACUCUUUAGCUGGCAGACAGGAGGGCUUCAGGAAGACCCUCAUUGGAGUCAUUCGCACCGGAGGUAAGACGUGAAAAAUGGUCGUUUUCCAACCUGCCUUCGUAUGUCUGAAGGGCUAACGUGCUCUUAAAUACAGUCUUUAGGGAGGUGGCAUUGUUUAAUUAACAAACAGUGAGGUUGACACACUUCAGACUUUUAACACUUUGUGACAGUGAAAACAUGACUCCAUACGCGGUGCAAAUAUUUGAGGAUGUGUGUGUGAGCAUAAAGUGACAUAAAUUUGGAUGUGCUGCACAGUAAGAGCAGUAAUCGAGGUUAAGAGACUCACAACCUAACAGCGUUGAAUAUUUGUUAGUUUCUGUAGUGAAAUGCUGAAAAUGUGGUUUAACUGGAAUCCCUGAGAGAAGGAGGCUGAUGUUUGAGUUUUAAUGCAAACACUGAAUGAUGACGUUUAAAGUCACCUGAGGAACCAAAGCUGUUAAAGUUCCACUAAAGGAGUAUAGAGAGACAUACAGCAGAGUCCAAACGUAUAUGACUCAUCCAGGUCAAAUCACGCAUGCAGCGCUAAAAAAGACGUCUCCACAGUUUAAAAACCAGUCUGGCUUUUUCUGACACAUGUGACUGAAUGAAACUGCACAUCUCCUUUUUAUGUGCAUGUUUAAUAUGAACUGAGUCACAGCCACAUAACACACCAUCUGCACCAUCUGUCGGCAUGGCGCAGAGCUGCAGACAGUGUCACUCACACUGAACGGAUCAGGUCGAACGCUUGGAGAGUAUCUUUAGAUUGACAUGAAGUGACCUGAAGAUUGAACAGAGGCGAAAAAUAAAACCUAAGUGAAAACACAACCAGCCUCAAGUUAACCCCUGAAUGCACCACUUGCGCUCUGACUCAAACACACAGAGUGAGUUUAUUGUGUUAGUGAUCUGAAGGCCUGACUCAUCCUGAGGGAACGGUGUGUGUGUGUGUGUCGCUGUUCGACUCUGUUUCCCCUCAGGGUUCUCCGCUCUGUACUCUGGCCUGACUCCGACCCUGAUACGCACCUUCCCUGCCAACGGAGCUCUUUUCCUGGCGUAUGAGUUCAGCCGCAAGUUCAUGAUGGAGAAAGUGGGAGGCUGAUGUGGACGAUGUUUACACUUGAACAGAGUAUUCUGCGCUCAUCCUACACGAUUGUUUUUUUACUUCAAAACUGAGACAUGAAAUUUAUAUUUAGAGAGUUUUAUCGAGUUUUAUUGUUUAUGACUUGACUGUAUUCUGCUGCUCUCUAUGAUGCACUGUUUGCUCGUAUUUUAAAUAAACUUUGAAACAUUUGGUACACAGAUUUCAUGCAGUUCUGCCUUUUAAUUUAUCAACACCAACAAAUCUUGAAGUAUCUCUAAGUAAAGCGACCCAGCUUCUUUAGUUUUGCUUCUUCAAUCGUGGCCUCCAUCUCAUCCUGCCUGUUUCUUCUGCAUUUGGGUCUUUGAGCCCUAAUCUCAAACCAAAGUCUCCUAUUGCACCAAAGUUUUUUAUGAUUCAUUUUAAUAAAUUUGAAUCCUUUCUCCUCAAAAUCUCUGAAAAAAUUCCUGCUUUCAAAUGUUCAAAGCAUAGACUGUAUAUAGAAGGGACAGAGUCUGCCUCCUCGCUGGGUAAAGCCACUCCGAGAACAGCACCCUCUGUUGAUGGGCUGCAGUAUAGGUCAUAAAUCCCGCCUCCGCCAGCAAAGUUUAUGGAGCUGUGGACAAACUUUAGAAAUUUAUUACACAGAACAUAAUUUUUUUCUUGUGAUGUUGACAUGUAGUUAUUGUAAGACUGGUUUGUGCUCAAGUCUGAGCUUAAGUCUUUUUAAAAGUUAUUAGGGGGUGCAUGUUUUCUAUGAUUGACACUUGAUACAGCCUAUGGGCGUUCAGGGAUUGCAUAACUCUCGCUGGGGAUACGCUGUUUGAGCCGAGCAUCAUCACAGCGACUCUCUGCGGCCGAAUGCGCACAACGCCACUGCGCAGCGCUGGUUUCAGGAAAUGAAGAAAAACCCGGAAGUACUGAGAGCUAUUUGGCUUCAAAUCCGUAAACAGGCGGUAGGCGGAACCAAGUUGUCCAUAGUUUAAUACAGUCUAUGGUUCAAAGUCAGAUUUAAUGUGAAAAGUUAAAGAUGAGACCUCUCCUUAAAACACUGCUUUAAAACAUAUGUUAUUAGCAUUUAAUCUUCUAUAAUCUUAAAUUUAAUGUGAUUUCUUCUAGGCAGAGUAGAUGGCGCCUCAGCUGAUCUGAGUGUCACGUGACUCAAUAUCACGUGACAGUCAAUUAACGGGAAAAGGAAGGUUACAAACUGCUGACACGCUGGUUAAAAUGACUCAGACACUUCUCUGUAAUCAUUCACUUUAGGGUGUGGGUUAAACUGGCUUCAGCUGUACUUCCUUAAACUUCACAGAAACACAAAAUAGUUUAAAAUCUGUAAAGUAAAUAAUAAGGUUGAUUAAAUGCACAGUUUUUCUCUUACUUUACACACAUUUAAAUAGACUUUGGUUAGUUA
Messenger RNA from Xyrichtys novacula (pearly razorfish), 5819 nucleotides. NCBI's taxonomy places the organism in Eukaryota, Metazoa, Chordata, Actinopteri, Labriformes, Labridae. The record is from the annotation of a GenBank genome assembly.